Messenger RNA from Nycticebus coucang (slow loris), 1059 nucleotides. It is a transcript of the gene CATSPERH, whose product is annotated as transmembrane protein 262. The coding region runs from base 656 to 1006 and encodes 116 amino acids. Lineage: Eukaryota; Metazoa; Chordata; Mammalia; Primates; Lorisidae. The record is from RefSeq and is a predicted model, not a curated record. The transcript is spliced from 3 exons.
UGCUCUGAGCAACCUGUAAGGUGACAGAGGGGAAAGCUGAUCAGUACUAGACCCCGUAAGAACAUCUGGGGAGAGGACAGAGGAGCCAGGUUGACACCUGGGGAGGAAAUGGGGGAGGGACCAGGAUAGCUGUGGUGAAUCCACUAUCCUUUCCCAUCUCUUAGGUUCCUCCCCAUCACAGGGGAAGCCACUACAUAGAACUUGGGAUCCAGCCAGGCCUCCCUCAUCAGGAAAUGCCUUCUAGUUACACAAUUGGGUCUCGAUCUCUCAUAGGCCUAAGACCUAAAACAUGCCCCUCAUCUCCGAGCCGCAGUUCUUACAUCUGUAGAACAUGCCCAUGUUACCUCCUCUAGGGGACAAGUGAGAUGCACCCCAAGUGUCCAGAGUGAGGGGAGGGAUAAUAAGGGAGCUGAUCUGCUCCUUUUGCCCACCCCUCCACAAUUCAAAGCACCCUCAGCCACCCAUGAAAUACUCAUAUAUUGGCUGGAAUCAGCCUGUGUUCUAGAAUCUUAUCCCCUCCACUGUCCUCCUGGUUCCAUGUAGAAUCCCACCACUGUCAUUCUAGACCAGGCACUCUAGAACUUCAGGGCUCUGUUGCUUUCCUCAGGCAGUUCCUGCUUGCUUGCAUCUAACGUGUAUCUAUGUUCUGGGUAAGAUGCGGUGGCGGGACCGCCUAGCUGUGCUCUCCUUCCCACAGGGGAUGAUGCUCACCGUGGCUGCGCUGAUGCUCUUCUUCAUACACCUGGGAGUCUUUGCCAGUGAUGUGCACAACUUCUGCAUCACCCACCACUAUGACCGCAUGAGCUUCCACUACACAGUCGUCCUGAUGUUCUCCCAGGUGAUCAGCAUCUGCUGGGCUGCCAUGGGGUCACUAUACUCGGAGAUGCUCGAAAACAAGUUACUCCAGUGCUUUGCCCUGACCAUCCUGCUGCUCAAUGGAGCCAUGUUCUUCAACCGCCUGUCCCUGGAGUUUCUAGCCAUCGAAUACAGAGAGGAAAACCAUUAAGGCCUAAGCACUGGGGACAGAGCUGAGAAGGGAGAAGGAAAAGACUGCUUCAG